AUUUUCCUUUUCUUAUUACCAAUUUUAUUUUUCUUUCUUUUCUUACAACUUUCUCUCACCUUUUCCACCCACCCUAAACCAAAAAAACCGCUCCCUUUUAUUUAACCAACACACAAAAAAAAAAACAUCAUUCUUCAUUUGUUCUUCAAAGGUUGAAUUUGUUUGUUCAGUUUAAGUGAGAGUAACAAUGCCAAACUGGGAGCUUAAGAACUGUUGUGAUCACGACCAGAAACUCUUCAUUGCUUUUGUUGGUGUCUACACCGUUGUCAUCCUCUUGCUAUGGAGGACUUUUCUGCUUACACCUUUUAAGCUCAUCACUGUGUUUCUUCACGAAGCGAGUCAUGCAAUCGCCUGUUUGCUCACUUGUGGCAAGGUGGAGGGAAUUCAGGUUCAUGCAAACGAGGGAGGGGUAACACAGACGCGUGGUGGCGUAUAUUGGUUGAUCUUGCCUGCGGGAUAUCUUGGUUCAUCAUUUUGGGGAAUGGCUUUGAUUCUUGCUUCUACAAAUAUUCUUACUGCAAGGAUUGCUGCUGGUUGCUUUCUUGCUGCUCUGGUUAUUGUGCUCUUUGUUGCUAAAAAUUGGACACUCCGGGGACUCUGUAUUGGAUUUAUUAUUUUUAUUGCUGCGAUUUGGCUUCUGCAAGAGAAAACGAAAGUCCAUAUCCUUCGCUAUGUCAUUCUCUUCAUCGGAGUUAUGAACAGUUUGUUUUCAGUUUAUGAUAUUUACGAUGAUUUAAUAUCUAGAAGAGUCAACUCUAGUGAUGCUGAGAAGUUUGCAGAAGUCUGCCCUUGCCCUUGUAAUGGUUUUGGGUGGGGAGUUAUUUGGGGAAUGAUAUCGUUCGCAUUUCUUUGCGCAUCUUUGUACCUUGGACUGGUCAUAUUAUCAUGAGAUAACCAUUCAGUUUAAAGAAUGUAAAGGCGUUGACAUUUGUAGUCUGAAAAAUUGAGAAAUUGGUAUCCAAGCUGUUUGUUGCUGGCAAGAUAUCGACUCUGUUCUAUUUUGGAUGCUUCAUAUACUGAUUUUUUGUUUUAGACAUACAUUUUUUUUUCAAUUGCUGGGAGUUUGCUCUCUCCAUGUUACUCCCAUAUCAUCAUUCUUUGCAGCCUAUAUUUUGGGUUGCUCAGUAUAUGAUUGCUUUUGUAUAUGAAACAGGCUCAUGAAUUAGAUUAUUGAUGCUGACUUUUACGUAGUGAAAUACAACGGAGUACUUCAAGACUUGUUUCAGAGUGAGGAGGAAAUGGAAGAGAAUCUAUGACCUUGUUUGAGUGUUAUUGAAAGAAAAGAGAGAGGUAAGGGAUGGAUGAGUCGUCCUAAAUCGUAAUAUGCAAUAUUCAUAAAGUUGCAGCGACAGGCAAUGAUGUAUUGAUAUGUCGGAGACGUAAGAACGACAGCCGCCAGAGUUGGUCUCUGGACCAAUACACUGAUAGAUAAAAUCUAAAUUUUUAUGAAAAAUUGAUAGGUUUCUUGCUCAA
Medicago truncatula (barrel medic) is the source of this 1473-nucleotide messenger RNA. RefSeq lists its product as uncharacterized. The transcript has 11 exons. The record is from RefSeq and is a predicted model, not a curated record. Bases 188 to 889 code for a protein of 233 amino acids. Lineage: Eukaryota; Viridiplantae; Streptophyta; Magnoliopsida; Fabales; Fabaceae.